Molecule: messenger RNA, 375 nt
Organism: Penicillium salamii
Lineage: Eukaryota; Fungi; Ascomycota; Eurotiomycetes; Eurotiales; Aspergillaceae
Source: the annotation of a GenBank genome assembly
AUGUCGUCCAAGGUCAAGGCUGGUCAGCUCUGGGGAAAGAACAAGGAUGAGCUCGCCAAGCAGCUCGAGGAGUUGAAGCUCGAGCUUAACCAGCUCCGCGUUCAGAAGAUCUCCUCCGGUGCUUCCACCAAGACUCAGAGAAUCGGCGAGGUUCGCAAGUCGAUCGCUCGCGUUCUCACCGUCAUCAACGCCAACCAGCGCGCUCAGCUGCGUCUGUUCUACAAGAACAAGAAGUACCUUCCUCUCGAUCUCCGCCCCAAGCUCACCCGUGAGAUCCGCCGCCGUCUCACCAAGCACGAGCGCACUCAGACCACCGACAAGCAGCGCAAGCGUGCCAUCCACUUCCCUGCGCGCAAGUACGCCGUUAAGGCUUAA